GGCUGCACAGCUGGCAAUUUACAGACAGUAACUAACGCUGGUAUGAGUAAUUGGCUGCUUGGUGGACCACUGCCCCGCAAAUUGGACUCGUGUUUGAUGGAGGAGAUGAAUUAGCUCAAAUUCUGGCAUAUUUAUUCACCUUUUAGGAACCUCGGGAUCAGAAGGAUUUCAGACCAAGCUCCCCCUCCUUUUCCACUGGAACCGUUAUAACCUCCACAUACUGGAAACGUGGGAAUGUGUGCUUUCAGUGUCUCGUUAAAAGACUUGUGAUGACCGAAGUGUAAGCCGGAGGACUGCUGCUGCUGGUUGAUUUGAGCCUUUCACAAAACCUGAUCCAUGAGCACAUUGUUGUAACAAUGGAGAAGACAAGGCGCAGGGAAAAGUUAGCUUUCUCCCUUCUGUUUGGGUUGUGGUUACCUUGCUGUUUUGCCCAAACCACACCAUCAAACACAGCCACGCGAACCCCCACGGGGACCCCCACACCGUCUCCAUCCCCGCAGACCGAACGGCUAAGGGUUAGACUGUCUGGAUACCCCAGGAAACACAACGAGGGUCGGGUGGAGCUUUUUUACAAGGGAGAGUGGGGAACCAUCUGUGAUGACGACUUCUCGAUAGCCAACGCCAAUGUGCUCUGUCGCCAACUGGGCUUUGUGGAAGCCACAGGAUGGACCCACAGCGCCAAAUAUGGCAAAGGCCAAGGGAGAAUCUGGCUGGACAACGUGCUGUGCAACGGGGGUGAGAAGACUAUUGACUCCUGCAAGUCUCGAGGCUGGGGCAACAGUGACUGCACUCACGAUGAGGACGCUGGAGUGGUGUGCAAAGACGAGAGGAUCCCCGGCUUUGUGGAAUCAAAUGUUAUUGAUGCUCAGGUGGAUAAUAACAAGAUAGAGGAGGUGCGGCUGCGGCCUGUAGUCGCCACCGCCAGGAAGAAGAUGCCCAUCGCGGAGGGCGUGGUGGAGGUGAAAUAUAAAGACGGCUGGGCACAGAUCUGUGACCUGGGAUGGACGAUCAAAAACACCCACGUGGUCUGCGGCAUGUUGGGAUUCCCGCAUGAGAGGAAAGUCAACAAGGCCUUUUACAAACGUCUGAAAAAGCGAGCAGCUGAGAAGGUCUCCAGGCCAAAGGUUAAUGUUUCAGCCGGUGGAAGGCAGACACCCAAAGCUAAAGCUAACUCUAAGACUAAACAGAGCAGUCCUGGCAAAAGGUUGUAUUUGGAGCGUCAGAAGAAUCACUUCCACGUUCACUCGGUGGCGUGUGUAGGAACAGAGAUCCACCUGGCAGCCUGUCCUUUGGAAUUCAGCAAGCCCAAUGCAACAUCCUUCUGCCAGGGCGGCAUGCCGGCCGUCGUCAGCUGCAUGCCGGGGCCGCUGUUCAUUCAAAACAACUUGAAAAAGAAGCCUAAAAUUUCGAACAACGUGAGGCUGAAGGGAGGUGCCAAGCUGGGUGAGGGUCGGGUGGAGGUGCUUAAAGGCAACGAGUGGGGCACCGUGUGUGACGAUCGCUGGAACCUGCAGUCGGCCAGCGUCGUCUGCAGGGAGCUCGGCUUCGGCAGCGCCAAGGAGGCUCUCACCGGAGCCCGCAUGGGACAAGGAAUGGGUCCGAUCUACAUGAACGAGGUGAAGUGUGUCGGCCAGGAGAAAUCCAUCUGGAACUGCCCCUUUAAAAACAUCACAUCGGAGGACUGCCAGCACGUGGAGGACGCUGCGGUCCGCUGCAACGUGCCCUACAUGGGCCUGGAGCACUCGAUCCGGCUCUCAGGAGGACGGACCCGUUACGAGGGCCGCGUGGAGGUGCUGAGCUUGGACUCUAAUGGGACCCUGAGCUGGGGUCUGAUCUGUGGAGAGACCUGGAACACCAAGGAGGCCAUGGUGGCCUGCAGGCAGCUGGGCCUGGGCUACGCUAAUCAGGGCGUGCAAGAGACCUGGUACUGGGACAGCAGCAAUGUGACGGAGAUGAUAAUGAGCGGAGUGAAGUGCACAGGAAACGAGAUGUCUCUGAGUCAGUGUCAGCAUCACAAAACAGUCAGUUGCCAGAAAUCAGCGGCAAAGUUCGCAGCGGGAGUCAUUUGCUCUGACACGGCCUCUGAUCUGGUCCUGAACGCGCCGCUGGUCCAGCAGACGGUUUACAUCGAGGACCGUCCUCUGCACAUGCUGUACUGCGCUGCGGAGGAGGACUGCCUCUCAAAGACCGCAGCGCAGGCCGACUGGCCGUACGGACACCGCCGCCUGCUGCGCUUCUCCUCGCAGAUACACAACAUCGGCCGCGCUGACUUUAAGCCCAAAGCUGGGAGACACUCCUGGGUCUGGCACGCCUGUCAUGGCCACUACCACAGCAUGGAUAUUUUCACCCACUAUGAUCUGCUGAGCGGAAACGGUACCAAAGUGGCCGAGGGACACAAAGCCAGCUUCUGUCUGGAGGACACAGACUGUCAGGAGGGUGUUUCUAAGCGCUACGAGUGCGCCAACUUUGGGAAUCAGGGCAUCACUGUGGGCUGUUGGGAUUUGUACCGUCACGACAUCGACUGCCAGUGGAUCGACAUCACAGACGUUAGACCUGGAAACUACAUCCUGCAGAUUGUGAUUAACCCAAAUUACGAAGUGGCUGAGAGCGACUUCACCAACAACUGCAUGAAAUGUAACUGCAAAUAUGACGGACAUCGAAUCUGGCUCCACAACUGCCACAUUGGUGACGCAUUCAGCGAGGAGGCAGAGAGGAGGUUUGAGAAAUACCCCGGGCAGCUCAAUAACCAAAUUCCUUCAAUCAAUCAAAAAUAACGUCACAACCUAUGAGAUCCAGAGCUGGGGAAUAAAAACACACUUCACAGGUUUAAAAACAAAAGACAAACCUUUUAUUUCCAGGGUACAAAGUGGAUUUCCUCACAUAUAAUUCGGAUUCAUGGAAGAAGCCAACAGUAUUUUUCUGCGCUGAAUGUCCUUUUAUAUUAUACUUGAAUAUUCAAGUUUUUUAAUGUGAGCUAAUGCUAUAUGUUUAUGAUGUGAGAAUUAUGAAUGUUGUGAAUGUUCUGAGUUAUGAAUGAAGCAUUUUUAUGAAGAUAUAUUUGACUAAAUAUUAUAUAAGUUAGCAGAACAAAUAAAUAAAGUACUAUUUAAACUAUUUUGCAACUAUAAUACCAGCGGCCUUGUUCCCAUCACAAACACUAACACACCUGCCUCCAGUUACAUUAUUUUUUGAAUGUAUUUAUUGCUUAAAUUGGUGCUCAAGAACAUUUAGCAUUGUCGUCUGUUUUCCAUCUGCUUUAGUCUUAAUGUAUUAUAUUAUUAUUAAUAAUAGUCAUUUAGGGUCAGAAUGUGGAUGUUCCCGGGCAAAAAGAAAAGAACUACACUUACCCUCAACAAUGUCUGAAUGUAAGCUGAUGCAUCACAACUGCUGCACCGAAUAAAGAGGAGAGGAUAAUAA
Molecule: messenger RNA, 3417 nt
Organism: Eleginops maclovinus (Patagonian blennie)
Lineage: Eukaryota; Metazoa; Chordata; Actinopteri; Perciformes; Eleginopidae
Gene: loxl3b
Product: lysyl oxidase-like 3b
Exons: 17
Coding region: 357-2774 (805 amino acids)
Biological process (GO): peptidyl-lysine oxidation; collagen fibril organization
Cellular component (GO): membrane
Molecular function (GO): copper ion binding; protein-lysine 6-oxidase activity
Source: RefSeq, a predicted model, not a curated record